Andrographis paniculata is the source of this 1997-nucleotide messenger RNA. RefSeq names its product NAC domain-containing protein 53-like. The transcript has 6 exons. The record is from RefSeq and is a predicted model, not a curated record. Gene Ontology annotation, biological process: regulation of DNA-templated transcription. Lineage: Eukaryota; Viridiplantae; Streptophyta; Magnoliopsida; Lamiales; Acanthaceae. Bases 178 to 1815 code for a protein of 545 amino acids. Gene Ontology annotation, molecular function: DNA binding.
CAAAACUAAUUUUCCAAUCUCUUUUUAUUAAUAAUUUUCUCUCUGAGGUUUCUUCCAAGGCCGAAAAUGGCGACACGGUUCUUCCAAGUCCACUAAACCUCCCUCCCUCAAUCGCACAACACCACAACUAAACCUACCUUCAAAUCCAUCAGAAUCGAGCAAAUCAAUCAUUUUUCCAUGGCGAUCGACGGCAAACAAGACAAGAAGAAGUCGCCGGUAUCGUCGAGUAUGUUAGGGCCGGGUUUCCGCUUCCAUCCGACAGACGAGGAGUUGGUACAGUAUUAUUUGAGGCGAAAAAUGUGCGGUAAAGUUUUCCGAUUCGAUGCUAUUUCGGAGAUCGAUGUUUACAAAGCCGAACCUUGGGAUCUACCUCACAUGUCAAAGCUGAAGACCAGAGAUUUGGAAUGGUAUUUCUUCAGUGUGCUAGACAAGAAAUAUGGUAAUGGAGCAAGAACAAACCGGGCAACAGAUAAAGGGUAUUGGAAGACAACAGGAAAGGAUAGAGCAGUUUUUCAUAAAACACAGGUUGUAGGGAUGAAGAAAACCCUUGUUUAUCACAUUGGAAGGGCGCCGAAGGGUGAGAGAACCAACUGGGUCAUGCAUGAGUACAGGCUUGUUGAUAUGGAGUCGGAAAAGUCCGGAAUUCUCAAGGAUGCCUAUGUGCUUUGUCGAAUCUUCCAGAAGAGUGGUUCAGGGCCUAAGAAUGGCGAACAAUAUGGUGCACCAUUUGUCGAAGAGGAGUGGGAUGACGAGGAGUUGGAAUUGGUCCCUGAAAAUACUGUCACAGAGAAUGUUGAUUUUGAUGACGAUGCCCUUUUGGAUUACCGUGAUCUUCAGCAGAUUCUUGGAUCGGACACUCCAACUAAUAAUGCUCCAGCUCUGGUCAAUUUCCAGCCUGCAGAUAGCGCCCAUAUUGAAUCUACGGAAUCGUUUCAUAAUAUGCAGACGCACCCGUUCUCAGCAAGCAAUCAACAUGGGGAGCCCGAGUUGUGUGACGACGUAAAUGAACCAGACAAGGAGUGGAUCGGUGAAUGCAGCAAAACUGGGGAUUUAGACGAUAUCGAUUUCUUUCUAGACGAAACAUUCCUUGAUUCUUCUGAUAUCUUUCAGUACACCGGCGAGGGCUUCAUCGAAGCUAAUGAUCUCUCAAAACCCGUUGAAGCUGAUCCCACCGCCUCUAAUGAUAUGCUUGACGAAUACCUUACAUUCUUCGAUUCCAACGAUGAUAGCUCACUCUACUUAACAUACGAUCCUCUCGUCACGCCGUGGACCGAGAAUAUUCUUUCUGACGAGAUAUUUCCUCAUACGGAACCAAGCAAAGGAACCGAGCAAGCUAUCUUGCCAAUUCAGACGGAUGACAAAAAUGCUGACCAUAAUGCCCCCGAUGCAGCUGCACCAUCUGAUAAGCAAACGGCGAAAUACCAAUCAGAUUUCGAGCUUCCCUACAUCAAAAAGGCUAGCCAAAUAUUGGGCAACACUCGGGCUCCCCCGGCAUUCGCCGCAGAAAAUCAUUCCGAAGAGACGGUUCGACAUCUCCAGUCGGCAUUCCGCUCUUCCAGCUCAUACAACGUCACUUCCGGCGUGGUCCAAAUAAGAAACUUGAAUAUGGAAGGGUCUCUUGGCAAGCACAGCAACUUCGACAUCCUUCUCUGCUUCGGCUUUACACCGGGAGAUGGCGUAUUGUCGGGACCCGACUUGAAUCUUCCAUGGAAGGUCAGUUCAGCUAUCUUGAGAGCCUGGGUUUACUUAAUUUUCAUAUGUGUUAUUUGUCUCUACUUGAACUCUAAAACCGGGGCCUGCAUUCGUGCCCGUUAAUUGAUGUCUUCGAGCCCUCCGGCACCGUUAAAAUCGUCGAUGUUUUCGGGACGAAUAUGCAGUAAAAGUAAUGGUAAUUUUGUGGGUUUGGGAUAAUUUUAGGAUAUUUGGAACUUAUUUGUUUGUAAGACCGGAAAAUAUUGUGAGUAUAAAUAUUGAUCAUUUGACAUUAUGCCUUUUAA